Silurus meridionalis is the source of this 803-nucleotide messenger RNA. Its product is annotated as membrane-spanning 4-domains subfamily A member 12-like. The transcript is spliced from 7 exons. Gene Ontology annotation, cellular component: membrane. Bases 190 to 660 code for a protein of 156 amino acids. The record is from RefSeq and is a predicted model, not a curated record. NCBI's taxonomy places the organism in Eukaryota, Metazoa, Chordata, Actinopteri, Siluriformes, Siluridae.
UACUUCUGAAUUUUGCAACUUGGCAUUAAAAAAAAGGGUCUGAGAUGUGUAUUUAAGACUGCCACAGAAAAGUGCGCCAACACAAGAGACUUCCUAUGAGAGACGAGCCGUGAAGCUGCAGCUGAGCGCAAGUGCAAGAAAUUCAUUUCACAUCCAGUUUUACAGGAACCGCAGAGACUCGGAGUAAAGAUGCCUCUAACGGCUCCCAAAGUGGACAUAAAAUCCCUGGGGAUUGUCCAGACAAUGGUCGGGUUUGUGAUCUUAAUGUUUGGAGUUGCAAUUAAAGAUUAUAAUUUGAAAACUGUCAACAGUGGCAUCAUGUACUGGGGAUCCCUUUGCUUUAUCAUCUGUGGGUCUUUAUCGGUCAGUGUCAUGGAACAUCGUCUUCCCAAUUUGGUGAAAGCCUCGCUGGUGAUGAACGUGAUCAGCGCUGUGGCUGCUUUCGGAGCCUUCAUUGUGUUCUGUAUUGAUCUGGUGCCUCUCAGUGGCAAUCAACCAGCCUGUCAGGAUAUUGACAAAUGUUUCUUGGUCGUUAUAGUGUACCUCAUGCGUGGACUCCUUCGAGUGUUCAUAGUCUUUUCUGUUCUUGAGAUCUGCAUGGCCAUCUGGACAUUUAUUCUGAUCUGGAAAUCCCGUGACUCCAUUGAAACUAUUUCCUAGGUGAAGGAUCUUCUGAUCAAUGAUCCAUGUGAGGAAACCUUCAACUCUUCAGCUUCUAAGCUUUUCGUUUUUCUUUGCAUGUUAAGGUGCAUGCUCAGAACUUUUGACAAUGAAAAGAAAUAAAGCUUUUAAAGCGUGCUGUG